GAGUCGGUCCCUGAUUGAGUCAUCGAUUGGACGCUACACCAACAGCGAACAGCGUCAUCGUCGACUUUGACCUCUGCCGCCCCUCCCUCGGCUCCCACGCAAAAACUCAGGCAAAACACAAACACAACGCACAGCCGCCCACCAUGUCCAAGGCUGCCAAAGCCGCCGGCCAAAAGGCCAAAAAGGCCGGCGCUGAGGAGAAGCGCGAGGACGUGCUGCAGGCCGUGGUGCUGGCCGACUCGUUCCAAGACCGCUUUGCGCCCUUUUCGCUUGAGCGCCCGCGCUGCCUGCUCCCGCUGGCAAACACGCCCCUGAUCGAGUACACGCUCGAGUACCUGGCCAUGAACGGCGUCGCCGAGGUCUUUGUCUACUGCGGCAACCACACGGACCAGGUCGAGCAGUACAUCGCCGACUCGCCACGCUGGAGCCCCUCGGGUCGCCGUAGUCCCUUCUCGCUGCUCGAGUUUGUGCGCGUCAACGACGCCUCGUCGCCCGGCGACUUUUUGCGCGACCUCGACGGCCGCGGCUUGAUCUCGGGCGACUUUAUCCUCGUACACGGUGACCUCGUCGCAAACAUUCCGCUCGACGCCGCCCUGACGGCCCACCGCCGCCGCCGCGAGGCCAACCGCGACGCCAUCAUGACCAUGGUGCUGCGCGAGAGUGGCAAGUCCACCGCCCACCGCACAAAGUCCCAGCCCGUCACCCCCGUCUUCGCCAUCGACGCCGCCGACGGCCGCUGCCUGCACUACGAGGAGCUGAGCCCCGGCCAGGCCGACCGCUACGUCCGUCUCGACCCGGCCGUGCUCGAGCACGGCACCGUUGAGCUGCGCGCCGACCUGAUCGACUGCGAGAUCGACAUCUGCACCCCCGACGUUCUUGCCCUCUGGUCCGACAGCUUCGACUACGAGUCGCCCCGCCGCAACUUCCUGCACGGCGUCCUCAAGGACUGGGAGCUGAACGGCAAGCUGAUCCACACCGAGGUCGUCUCGCGGGGGUACGCCGCCCGCGCCGCCAGCUUGCGCCUCUAUGAAUCCGUCACGCGCGAUGUCGUCGGCCGCUGGGCUUUCCCCAUGGUGCCCGACAACAACCUGGUCCACGGCCAGGACUACUCGCUACGCGCCGGCUUCGUCUACGCCGAAAAGGGCGUCAAGUUCGAGGCGGGAAGCCACGUCGACCGCUCCGUCGUCGGCAUGAAGUCGGUGGUUGGCCCCGGCAGCACCGUGUCCAACAGCGUCGUCGGCUGCAGGUGCUACAUCGGGAGCAACGUCGUUAUCGAGGACAGCAUAAUCUGGAGCGACGCCACCAUCGAGGACGGCGCCGUCAUCAAGAGGUCUAUAGUGGCCGGGUCUGUCACUAUCGGCAGGGGCUGCACCCUCCCCGAGGGCUCGCUCGUCUCGUUUGGUGUCCACAUUGGUGACGGCGUUUCGCUGCCACCAAAAACGACACUCUCACUGCUCACCCACGACCGUGUGCUGGCGGAUUCCAACAAGACUUUGCUGGGUCCGUCGGGCAAGGGUGCCGUGUACAAGUAUGACGACGACGACGACCAAGGCGAUGAAGAAGACGUGGAUGAGCUGGAUCCGGCAGUGCUCCAAAGGUCAUUGAUCUACUCGCUAGAGCACCUCAACAUCUCCUCCUCGUCCAUCUCAUCAUUCGACUCGGUCUUUGACGAAGACGACGACGAGGCCGGUAUGGGAGCCGGCCCCGGGGGUCUGAGCGUCCCGCACGGCGAGAGGCACAUGUCCUUCUCGUCGGUCAACUCGGGCGGCAGCGGCGGCGAGGGCGUCAGGUCUACGUUCCACACCGACGCCGUCACCAGCCUCGUCGAAGCGCUCCGGUCCGAGGACGCGUCGGACCUGGACGCGGCCAAGCUCGAGUUCAUGGGCCUCCGGCUCGCCAACGACGCCUCGGACGCCCAGGUCCGCCGCGCCAUCGCCACGGCCCUGGUGCGCACCGCCGUCGAGCUCAUGACGCUGCCGGCCGCCCCGCUCGAGCCGUCCAAGGCGGCCGAGCGCGCCCUCAAGGCCAAGAAGGGCACGGCAAAGUUCGUCGCCGAGGUCGGCGUCGGCGAGGACCAGCCCGCCUUUGCGCUGGCCCUGCACAAGGCCGCCGCGGGGAGCAGCGUCGUCGAGCCCGCCCGCGCCGGCGCCCUGCUGUCGGCCCUGCUGCAGCAGCUGUACGCGGCCGACGUGCUCGAGGACGACGGCAUCAUGGCCUGGUGGGAGGCCUCGGCCGACGCCGUCACGGCCGCCAGCGGGCCCGGCGGCGGCGAGCGCAUGGCGGCCGUGAGGGAAAAGUGCCAACGGCUGGUCGAGUGGCUGCAGGAGGACGACGAUGACGACGAUAGCGAUGAAGAUGACGAUUAGAGGGGGAAAAGGACGCCACAAUAAGAAGAAUCUAGUCAAAUAGAAAAAAAGAAAGAAAAAGAAAAGAAAAGCAAAGCAAAGGAAAACAAGAGGGAAUGGGAGACAGGAGUUACCAAAAGGAAGGGCAUGGGCACAUUAACAACGUACAUAGGGAGCAGGCAGGGUUCUUUAGGCAUAUUCCAUCGACAUCUGGGACGGCUCAAACCACCACAAGGCAUUUCAACUCAAGUAAAUUUGGCAGAUGCGACGCGAAUUUUAUACAGAAAAGCCGACUGGCCACAGUCCCGGAUUCAUAAAACCAUAUAAAACACCAUAGUCCGCCCGCCCAUCCUCAUUCCUCCUCGGCGCGGGUUCCCGAGGCUGUUGUACCUCGCAGACCUCGGCCUGACUGCGCCCGUCAUUAUCCUACUGCAGCCCUCGCUGUCCCUUUCCGUGCUCUCGCCCCAAAAGCGUCAUGAUAAAAUUUGGUUUAUUCACGGGGCCACCCCCGGAUCCUUUAUUUUUUAUUGCCGUCGCUGGACGCCCGAGAGGCGUUGCGACCUUUUGUUUGGUUGGGGUUUGUCGUGCGUGUCCAGCACCAACUUAUUUGGCGUUCUUCUUGGCCAUA
Molecule: messenger RNA, 2973 nt
Organism: Gaeumannomyces tritici R3-111a-1
Lineage: Eukaryota; Fungi; Ascomycota; Sordariomycetes; Magnaporthales; Magnaporthaceae
Exons: 1
Coding region: 144-2366 (740 amino acids)
Cellular component (GO): eukaryotic translation initiation factor 2B complex
Molecular function (GO): translation initiation factor activity; guanyl-nucleotide exchange factor activity; translation initiation factor binding
Source: RefSeq, a predicted model, not a curated record